This is a messenger RNA of Poecilia reticulata (guppy), 1438 nucleotides long. RefSeq names its product alpha-N-acetylgalactosaminide alpha-2,6-sialyltransferase 1-like. Gene Ontology annotation, biological process: oligosaccharide biosynthetic process. Lineage: Eukaryota; Metazoa; Chordata; Actinopteri; Cyprinodontiformes; Poeciliidae. Gene Ontology annotation, molecular function: alpha-N-acetylgalactosaminide alpha-2,6-sialyltransferase activity. The record is from RefSeq and is a predicted model, not a curated record.
CACAUUUUUCACACCUAUAUUUCUCAGAAAUGGCACGUCAAGAAGUCAAGCUGUUUUCUUUUGUGUUGGUGAUUUUAUUCAGUGUUGUUCUUUUCAUAAUGUCUCAGGGAAAUUUACCAAGUAACGUCAGAUAUAGAUGGAUAGCCAUGUCGGCAGUAAAACAUUUCAAAGGUCUAAGCAUUUAUAAAAAUGAAAGAUUGUGGCAAAAUGAAGGAAAUGUGACCUUACGGAAUGCUACAAGGGAUUCAUUGACGAUGUUAGAGAUGGAUCAAAUGAAUAAAUCUCGUGUUGAAUAUCCCAUUCCAAUGAUACACAAAAGAUAUUUCAAGAAGCUUCCUCAGUGGACUUUUGAGGAUAUUUAUAACUUGGAUGCUCCGCCAAGACCUACGAAAUGUGCCCAGUCUCUGCGCAACUCAAAGGAUGAGGACUUUCAGAAGGCUUUCCUUCCCAACAUUCGCAUGUUUCUGCACAAAGAUAACAUCAACAUGAGAGAGUGGAACCGCCUUUCUCAUUUCAACAAUCCCUUUGGCUUUAUGGAUAUGGCGUAUGAAGAUGUAAUGCCAGUGUUGAAGCUGAUCUCAAAGCCCAAGGAACCGCUGCUCCGCCCAAAACCAGGCGGGGAUGGCUGCAUUCACUGUGCCGUGGUGGGAACGGCAGGCAUCCUGAACGGCUCCAAAAUGGGCGCUGAGAUUGAUGCUCACGACUACGUGUUUCGGAUGAACGGCGCCGUGACCGAAGGCUACGAGGAAGACGUGGGGAACAGAACAUCCGUGUAUGUUCACACAUCUUUCUCCAUCUCUUCGUCCCUUUAUUUAUUCAAGAAGUACGGAUACAAGUCGGCUCCACAUGAUGAGGGUAUAAAGUACGUCAUGAUUCCUGAGGGGAUGAGGGAUUACAAGUUUCUCAAGGCUCUGAUCAGAGAAGACCAGGAGUCUAAAAAGAACCCCAGAAUUUACUAUUCAGGUCAGUACAACGAGAGCCGGUUUUAUGUUCUGCACCAGGAUUUCCUGCGAUACGUACGAAACAGGUUUUUAAAAUCAAACAAUCUUAAUCGAGGAUACUGGGCAAUCGUUCGUCCAACCAACGGGGCAUUCACUGUCUUUACAGCUCUGCACGCUUGUGACACAGUGAGUGCCUACGGAUUCAUCACGGAAGACUACAAAAAAUACUCCUGCUACUACGUCGAGAGGCACCUGAAAACCAACGUGAUUUUCUACAGCAACCACGACUACGUCAUGGAGAAGAAUUUAUGGAAGUGGCUUCAUGACAAAAAGAUAAUAAAGCUUUACCAAAGAACUUGAUCACAAGAUGGGAUCCGCAAACAGUUCUGAAACUCUGAGGAUAACUGUUGCAUAUUUUCAAAACAAAAUAUACGGAAAGUGUAAUUACUCUGGUUUGGGUCAUGCUUUUACAAUGGCUUAAAUAAAUGUGAAAUGUA